Molecule: messenger RNA, 1941 nt
Organism: Anthostomella pinea
Lineage: Eukaryota; Fungi; Ascomycota; Sordariomycetes; Xylariales; Xylariaceae
Source: the annotation of a GenBank genome assembly
AUGGAGAACCAGCCGUCCAGGGAGAAUCAGCCGGCCAAGGCGCCGACCACACCAUACUAUGAUAUCGUAAUCGUGGGAGCUGGCCCUGUUGGGCUCAUGCUAUCAACCUGUCUGGCAAGAUGGGGCUACAGGAUCAAGCACAUCGACAACCGCGCCGAACCCACGCCCACUGGCCGCGCGGACGGCAUCCAGCCCCGGUCUCUGGAUCUGCUGCGCAACAUGGGCUUGAAAACAGCCAUCAUGGCACAUAAGCCGGCCAGAGUGUACGAGGUGGCGUUUUGGGACCCGCCAAGGAGCGGCAAGGGCAUCGCGAGAACAGGCACGUGGGCGAGCUGUCCGAGUUUCAUCGAUGCGCGGUAUCCUUUCACCACCCUCCUGCACCAGGGCCACAUCGAACGCGUCUUCAUCUCGGAUCUGGAGAAGCACGGCGUGCAGAUCCAGCGGCCGUGGACCAUCACUGGUUUCAAGUCGGACGACAAGGCCAACCCGGAAUACCCUGUCGAGGUGAACCUGGAGCACACAGACGGCACCAUGCGAGAGACUGUAUACGCCAAGUAUCUGUUUAGCGGUGAAGGUGCUAGGUCGUUUGUGCGAGAGCAACUGAAGAUCGGAGUCACGCACAAGGAUCCCAUCGCGCAUGUAUGGGGUGUGAUGGACGCCGUGGUAAAGACGGACUUCCCAGAUAUCAAGAUGAAAUGCACAAUACAUUCCGAGCAUGGAUCUAUCAUGGUCAUUCCUCGCGAGGACAACAUGGUCCGGUUAUACAUCCAGAUCGCCUCUUCCACAGAUGAUGAUUGGAAUCCGCGCAAGACAGCUACCGAGGAAGAGGUCCAGGCGUCUGCCAAGAGGAUCCUGAGUCCGUACUCAAUCGAAUGGGAGCGGGUGGAAUGGUACUCGGUAUAUCCCAUUGGUCAAGGGAUUUCGGAGAAGUACACUCUUGACCAUCGAGUCUUCUUGGGCGGUGAUGCGUGCCAUACUCACAGCCCCAAAGCUGGUCAAGGUAUGAAUACAGCUUUUCUGGAUGCCUCGAACUUGGCCUGGAAAAUCCAUGCGGUUGAGGCUGGACUCGCAGACCGAGCUCUACUUACAACCUACGAGCCGGAGCGCAAGGAGGUUGCCGAGAACCUUCUAGCAUUUGACAACAAGUACGCGAAAUUGUUCUCUCAACGCCCCCCAGCUGCAAACGAAGUCCAAGCUGCGUCGGAACAAACAGGCAGCCAGGAAGAGGAUAACGACUUUGUAAAGACCUUCAAGGAGUCCUGCGAGUUCACAAGUGGCUAUGGCGUGGCUUACAAGCCCAACGCCUUGAACUGGUCACUUGAUCACACCGCGAAAUCGCCCCUGGUUCACCCUAAGGGUACUCGGCUACGAACAGGGCGAGGUAUGAUCAACGCAAACGUGACGCGGGUGGUGGACGCCAACGUCGUCCAUCUCGAGCAGGAGAUACCCCUGAACGGUUCAUUCCGCAUCUACGUCUUCGCCGGAAAGCCCUCGACCACGGCCAAGGCGCUCGAGGACUUCGCCGUCCACCUGAACAACAAGCGGUCGUUCUUCGGGUCCUACCUCCGCUCGGACAUCGACUCCGUCUCCCACCACGAGUCGCACAACCCGCACAGCCUGUUCUUCACCUUCUGCACCGUCUUCGCCGCCGCCCGCAAGGAGAUCGAGAUCUCCCGCGACCUGCCGGGCCUGCUGGGUCGCUACCGGGAUCACGUAUACGCCGACGACAGGUGGGAUCGCCGUGUGCCGGACGCGAAGGCAGCGGCGCACGCGAAGAUGGGACUCGAUGAGGAGAAGGGUGGUGUUGUUGUCGUCAGGCCUGAUGGCUACGUGGGCGUUGUGGCGGCCCUGGUCGAGGGCAGCGGGACGGUCGACGCGCUGAACGAGUACUUUGGGGCUUUCUGCACGAAGAAGCUUGGUGAGACGGUGUCGCGGCUGUGA